Messenger RNA from Linum trigynum, 2864 nucleotides. The record is from the annotation of a GenBank genome assembly. NCBI's taxonomy places the organism in Eukaryota, Viridiplantae, Streptophyta, Magnoliopsida, Malpighiales, Linaceae.
AUUAACGACUGAACCUAAAUAAAACAAAACUCAAUCACUAACAGUCCUACCCGCAAGGGUCAACUUAAUUUACUCCCACCCGAUUCAUUUAUGAUUCUUCCAUACCAUAUCCCCUUGCUGUAGCUAUCUUGCCCGAAAUGAAUGCAUGAAAUUGGCUAUUAAGAAAAACCUAAUAGAAUAAACUAUAUUAUUCUAGCAAAAUUGAUGCCUACCAAUCAAAUAAAAUACAUUAUUCUGCACAACUGUAUCCAAGUUGACUUAUCAAGAUUCAGCCACCUCAAUCACCGUAAACGUGUUCAGUUCACUUCCAUGAACAGCGAGAUCCCGAACCUUAGCUGGAAAUCCUCGUAGAUUCCCCUUCCGUUCAUCGAUGCUCAAAACCGUCAAAACAAUCAAGAUUCUCUUCCUCCCACUACAAAUUCCCCUCUCCAACUUUCAUCUUCUUCUUCUUCUCUGUGCUUUUUCCUCUGCAACUGCCCUUCCCCUGUUUGGAUAAACAAGAAGCUUUCGACGCUUCAUUUGCUAAAUAAUUGCUCUCUCUGUCACUUUCUUAUUUGGCGGGCCUCAUAAAUAAAAGAGAGAUUCAAAGUUCCAGGAUACCUGAGAUUCCUCCCAAAGUAACAACCUUUCUGAGCGAAACAGUCCCAAAUAUACAGAGUUCUUCUCCCUAUUCACUGAUUUCGACGGGUUUGUCCUGUUUCCAUGGUUGCUGACCUACUGUGAGGAUCCCUCUCUCCCUUAAAAUCGGUGAGAGCUUUCUUUCCCACUUUGACUACGCCCCACCAUUGUUCCACCUUCCUGUUUUCCCGCGAACCAUUUUCGUUGAAUUGAAUCCCAUGGUAAAACCAGACAAAAAACACAACUGGGGUUUUUUUUUUUUUUUUUUUUUUGGGGUCAGAAUUCAGUCUCUGGUUUUGACUAGCCUUUCUUUCCCACUUCUGAUUCCUUUUUUCUCUUGGACCAUGAUUUCAACUUUCAGAUUCAUCUUUUGGGUAGUUCCCUAAGCUGGGGUUUUUUUCAUGAUGGUUAAUAUUUCGAUUUUCGUUCCCAUCUGCAGGAUUUUUCAGGACUCCCUUCACUGAUAUCACAGAGAAUCCUCUCAAGUGGGUUGAGAAUGUAUUUAGUGGAAAGCAAAGGAGGAGCCAUAUUAUGUAUGCUGCUGGCAUUGCUCUUCUUAGGCACUUGGCCUGCUGUCUUAACCCUGCUAGAGAGAAGGGGCCGUCUCCCUCAACACACCUAUCUCGAUUACUCCAUCACCAAUCUGUUAGCAGCCAUCAUCAUAGCUUUCACAUUCGGUGAGAUUGGAAAGAGCUCGUAUGACUCCCCUAAUUUCAUUCCCCAGCUCUCCCAGCUUGGUGAGAACUGGCCUUCUGUUCUGUUUGCAAUGGCGGGUGGGGUUGUGCUCAGCUUGGGGAAUCUUUCGACUCAGUAUGCUUGGGCGUUUGUCGGUUUAUCGGUCACUGAAGUGAUCACUGCUAGCAUCACAGUUGUGAUAGGUACUACUGUUAAUUACUUCUUGGAUGGUAGGAUUAACAGGGCAGAGAUUUUGUUCCCUGGAGUUGGUUGCUUCCUUAUUGCAGUCUGCCUCGGUUCUUUAGUCCAUUCAUCCAAUGCUGCUGACAAUCGAGCUAAGCUAGAAAGCCUCUCGAGCAAUUCCAAGCUUGUGACUGAGAGAAGGGGAAAUUCUGGAGCUGAAGAAGGGUUUUCAGCCAAGAAAACAGAAGACGUAGAGAAUGGGAAUGGUCCUACAAAGCGGGCAGAGUUUGGGACAGCAGAUUUCCUUGUACAGCUGGAGAACAAAAGAGCAAUCAAGGUCUUUGGAAAGGGCACGUUAAUAGGACUAGCAAUCACAUUCUUCGCCGGAGUAUGCUUCUCUCUUUUCUCACCAGCUUUCAACUUGGCAACAAAUGAUCAAUGGCACGCAUUGGAGAAAGGAGUUCCUAAGUUGGUAGUCUACACUGCAUUUUUCUGGUUCUCAGUAUCGUGCUUUGUGCUCGCCAUCUUUCUGAACGUCUGGUUCCUUUACCGCCCUGUACUCGGCCUGCCAAGAUCAUCCUUCAAGGCUUACCUCAAUGAUUGGGAGGGCCGCGGAUGGGCCCUACUGGCAGGACUUCUCUGUGGGUUUGGAAAUGGCCUCCAGUUCAUGGGAGGCCAAGCUGCUGGUUAUGCAGCAGCUGAUGCUGUUCAGGCUCUCCCACUAGUGAGCACAUUCUGGGGGAUACUUUUGUUUGGAGAGUAUCGCAGAUCGUCGAGAAGAACUUAUGUGUUCCUUGUUGGAAUGUUGGGUAUGUUCAUUGUUGCUGUUGCAGUUCUCAUGGCAUCUUCUGGGCACCGAAAGAACACGCAGUAGCAUACCUAGUUUCUUAGAUUUCUUAUCUGUGUAUAGAGAGAUAUGAAGCAGUUGUUGAUAUCAAUCAAAGCUCAAUUCUUUGCUGAAUGAAGAGAAGGUUCUUGACUGCGAGUUGUUCUUGGCGCCGGCAGUGUGAUUAUUUCUACCCAGCAGCGUGAAGAACAGAAAGAUUAUGCCGAGUAACAAUCUGGGGAAGUUACAGCAACCUAGAACUAAGUUCAUUCCUUUAAACAUUCGUUAGAUAGAUGUUUAUUUGUCCCUUGAAAGUUCAUUUAAUUUUCUUUCCUUUCUUUUCGUUUUUUGGACAAAUCUCUGCAAACUCAGUUUCUUUUCUUCCUACUGCUUAUAGUAGUUGCUCAUUCUUGUCAAAAGAAUGACACUUUCGCUCUUUUCCUCUCUUCAGCAAUUGCUCAUUUUUCUCCAACACUUAGAUUGGCUGAUGAAACCUAAAAGUUUGAAAGAAGGAUCCUUUUGCUUGAUAAUUAAUAUAACUGAAGAAAAUGUCAGCCGAUGU